Molecule: messenger RNA, 2781 nt
Organism: Brugia malayi
Lineage: Eukaryota; Metazoa; Nematoda; Chromadorea; Rhabditida; Onchocercidae
Gene: Bma-mars-1
Product: methionyl-tRNA synthetase, putative
Exons: 17
Coding region: 1-2781 (926 amino acids)
Biological process (GO): methionyl-tRNA aminoacylation
Cellular component (GO): cytosol; aminoacyl-tRNA synthetase multienzyme complex
Molecular function (GO): ATP binding; methionine-tRNA ligase activity; tRNA binding
Source: RefSeq, a predicted model, not a curated record
AUGGAUUUCGAGAAAACGUGGUUUAAAAAUCCGGAAUAUGUGCAAUCCGUUGAUAAGUCCAAAAAACUGCCGAAACCAGGAGAAAAGAAUAUCCUGAUAACAUCUGCUUUACCUUACGUUAAUAAUGUACCACAUCUGGGUAAUAUCGUUGGAUGCGUUUUGAGUGCUGAUGUUUUUUCAAGGUACUGUUACCUGAAAGGUUGGCGCCGUUUAUUUAUUUGCGGUACGGAUGAAUAUGGCACAGCUACAGAAACGAAGGCAAUACAAGAAGGUUUAACACCCCGCCAAAUAUGUGAUAAGUAUCAUGCGAUACAUGCAAAAAUUUAUAAGUGGUUCAACAUCGAUUUUGACCAUUUCGGUCGAACAACUACGCAACAUCAGACAGAACUUACGCAAGAAAUUUUCUUGAAACUUCAUAAAAAUGGUUUCACUUCGACCGAUACCGUUGAUCAGUUGCACUGUGAUAGCUGUAGCAGGUUUUUGGCAGAUCGUUUUGUAUGUGGUGAAUGUCCGCACUGUCAUUUUGAUGAUGCACGAGGAGAUCAGUGUGAUGCCUGUGGGAAAUUAAUAAAUGCCGUAGAAUUAAUUAAUCCUCGAUGUCAUUUGUGCAAGGCAACGCCUAUUGUAAAACCAUCAAAUCAUAUCUUCCUUCACUUAGAUAAAUUAGCAGAUAAAGUGGAAAAACAUUUAAAUGAGCAGCUUAAUUUGGGGAAAAACCAAUGGUCACCAAAUGCUAUUUCAAUUGCGAAAAGUUGGCUGAAAGGCGGUCUGGAAAAGCGCUGUAUAACUCGAGAUUUGAAGUGGGGUGUAUCCGUACCACUUGAGAGUUUUUCAAAUAAGGUAUUUUAUGUUUGGUUUGAUGCUCCAAUUGGUUAUUUGUCAAUUACGAAGGAAUACUUAGGAGAAGACUGGUCGCAGUGGUGGAAAAACCCAAGCAUUGUGGAUCUCUACAAUUUUGUUGGAAAAGUAGCUUAUUUUUUUGUUCCUUUUCAUGAUAACGUUGCCUUCCAUGCCGUUAUGUUCCCUGCUACACAAAUUGGUACUGGUGACAAUUACACUGUGGUUAAUCGUCUAUGCGCAACGGAAUAUCUGAAUUAUGAAUCUAUGAAAUCACGUGGUACAGGAGUUUUUGGCGAUAUGGCUGCAGAAACUGGCAUCGAUGCCGAUAUUUGGCGAUUUUAUUUGUUGUAUAUUCGCCCUGAAACACAGGAUACAUCGUUUUCCUGGGAUGAUUUCUCCUUAAAGGUGAAUACGGAGCUUCUGAAUAAUUUAGGCAAUUUUGUGAACCGUGCAUUAAUUUUCUUAUCCAAAUACUUCGAUGGUGUGGUACCAGAUAUGCACCUCCAAGAACAGGACAAAGCAUUAUUAGCACAAGUUUCAUCUGACUUGAGCGACUUCGAUUUAUGUCUCAGUUCGGUAAAACUUCGUGAUGGUAUUGUGAAAGUUCUUUCCAUAUCAAGACAUGGUAAUUUAUAUAUACAAUCAACACAACCAUGGGUUUUGAUAAAAGGAAGUGAAAAUGACAGGAAACGAGCAGGUACUGUAAUUGGUAUAGUAGCAAACUUGGCUUACUUAAUCGCUGUUAUGCUUUAUCCUUACAUGCCGUCCAUUAGUGCUAAGAUACGAGAACACUGUGGUCAUCUGGCAUUAGCUUCAUUGCCAAGUACUCCAAUUGCUUUCUUAAAACCCGGUCAUAAAAUUGGCGAGCCGAAACCGUUGUUUGUGAAGAUGGAAAAAAGUGCAAUUGAUGAUUUCAAAAAAAAAUUUGGUAGUGCCAGUGAGUCAAUAAUUAACGAACAAGUGAAAAAAAAGAAAAUAAUAAAUGAGAAGAAAAAAACGAAAAACGAAGAGAAAGAUAAUAAUGAAAGAUUGAUUAAAGAUGUGGCGUCCUCAUCUGUUUAUUCGACAUUAUUAACUAAUCAGAAGAAAAUUGACUCCUUAUUGAAAGUCGCAAGCAUGAAGCUUGAACAAAGAAGAGCUCAAUUCGAAAAAGUAAAGCUGCAAGAGGAGAAUGAACAAGCUCUCCAGUUGAGGGCAGAAAUUGAACGACUGAAGGCAAAAUUAAUUGAACUGGAAACAAUGGGUGGAAUAAAGCAGGUCAGCGGUAUUCCGGUGUUUGAGAAAAGCUUUCUUGUGAAAACUAAUAAUGAUCUAACUCCAUCCGUCCAAAUGGAAAAGUCGAAUGAACAGAAUGUGAAUGAAGUGAGGAUUUUACGGAAGGAAGUAAAAGACAGAAACGAAAGUGCGAAAAGUAAGAAAGAAGGAAGCAAAAAUGAGGAAGUUGAUGAAGUAGAUAUUGGUCGCUUGGAUAUACGAGUUGGUCGAAUUUUGAAAGUAGAAAAACAUGCAGAUGCGGAUAGUUUGUAUGUUGAACAAAUGGAUGUUGGUGAAGAUAAACCUCGUACCGUUGUUUCUGGUCUUGUUCGACAUGUCCCUAUUGAACAGAUGCAAAAUCGACUUGUGAUAUGUGUUUGUAAUUUGAAACCAGUGAAAAUGCGCGGUAUCGAGUCGCAGGGAAUGGUUCUGUGUGCUUCUACUCCUGAAAAAGUAGAACUGAUUGAGUUUGAUGAAAGUUGUAUUCCUGGACAACCGGUAACCUGUGAAGGAUACAAAAGACGACCGGACCCCGUCUUAAACCCAAAGAAGAAAAUCUGGGAAGGUGUUGCACCUGAUUUGAAGGUAAAUUUUGAAGGUCGGGUUGUUUACAAAGGACAACCAUUAUUGGUCAAUGGACUAUCACCAUUGCUAGCGCCUAGCUUACGAAAUGUGCCAGUGAAGUGA